This is a messenger RNA of Lingula anatina, 1277 nucleotides long. Its product is annotated as RAB7A-interacting MON1-CCZ1 complex subunit 1-like. The record is from RefSeq and is a predicted model, not a curated record. Lineage: Eukaryota; Metazoa; Brachiopoda; Lingulata; Lingulida; Lingulidae. Gene Ontology annotation, biological process: mitophagy.
AUGGCGGAGUGCAAUACCGAAGCGCGGCUGCUAGGGAAUGCAUCGGGAUUGAAAGAAACCUUCCAAGUUCUUAGUCAAAAGAUUGACAAGUUGUACUCUGAAUCCCAAGGUGAUAUAUUUUUGCAAAAAGCAAAAGAAAAGUGCGGUCAGGGUUUGCAAGGAAUUGAUGCUGGAAGCGAAGAUUACAAUGUGCUUCUUCAAAAUUAUACUCAAGCUGUACUGGAUUAUACAUUUUAUAAAGAAAGCAAGCUUGUCGAUGAAGACUUUCCAGCUGCAACAGCUGAAGCCAGACUCCAGGACAUUUUAGGAGAGCUAGAUGGUGCUCUACAAACUGUGGAUCUUCAUAACAGGAACGCUGAAGAGAUAGCUGCAAUAUUAGGAGAAGAACUGACAGAAUGCAUAUAUUGGAGAAAAGGUGCACUUUUAUACAUGUAUUGUUUUACAAUUAAUGAAGAAAAAGACCGCAGAGAGAAGAAUGGAGACACAUUUCUAAAGAAUGUGAAAAAAGGAGUGGGCUAUCUGCAGUCUAUGCUUAGAGUCCGUGCUCCAGUGGAAAAUGGUGCUAAUGUAGUAUUUAAUGAUAAUGACACUAUGGAGCUAUUAAGCAAAGGAAUAUUUAGUGACACUCAUUUAUUAGCCCUGAUGUAUGCUGGAGAGAUGUGUCACUGGUAUGCAGAAUUUUCCCAGAACCAUACAUCUAAUGAAAGUGAUCAAUUCAGGGCAAGAGAAAUAGGACAAAAUGCAUUACAGCUCUAUAUUAAUGCUGUGAAAGGACCAUUGAAAGGCAAAGGAUGGAACUGUGAUAGAGCAGAAGAACUAAUAAAAGACUUACAGCUUUAGCUUUUGUAUGAAUAGUGUUUAUUUUAAAAUGCAUCCUUUAAAAAUGUCACAAAAUUGUAUGGCACAGAGCUUCAUUUGCUGUCAGAUUAUUAUUGUUCACUGAAAAUUCCUCAUUCUUGGCUACAUCCUACUACUGUAAAUGAUGAAAGGCAAAACUAUUGGUGAAUUGUUGGUAAUUUAACCUGUGUUGUACAUAAAUUGUACAACUUGAACCAAAACAAAAAUUUAAUGGUUAAUGUUAGAGUUUGAACAGCUGGCUCUAUUUAGAGACAUUUUUCAUGCUAUAGCACAUGUUCCAAGUAACCACAUUCCUUUUAAAGUGCUUAGUUGUAGUAAAUGUAGGGAUAUUUUUCCAUAACUAUUGCACACAACACAUUAAAAAUAUUUUCUUUGUUGUAAACAUAUGUGCUGAAAAUAUGAAUAAACAGCUUUUUUUU